Messenger RNA from Effrenium voratum, 2982 nucleotides. NCBI's taxonomy places the organism in Eukaryota, Dinophyceae, Suessiales, Symbiodiniaceae. The record is from the annotation of a GenBank genome assembly.
AUGCUGCGCACAAGUCUUCGAGUGAGCCGCAGGACGAAGCUUGCUUUGGUGCGCCGGCGAAGCAGCACUUCGUAUGGGGCACUUGCUGCCUGUGCGCGCUCCGCGAGAUGGCAGCUGGCGAUCAGCCACUUGGAGGUGCUGUGCAAGCGCGGGCAGGCAGCCCGACCUGAGCACCAUGUACCCGUGGAGGCUUACAAUGCGGUGAUAUCUGCCUGCAAGCAACGCAAGCAGUGGGCGGUGGUUCUUCGACUCGUGGAGCUGAUGCAGCGCCGAGCGUGUGAGCCUGAUCAGUAUACCUACUCUUCUGCAAUCAGCUCUUGCGGAGGUGCGCAUUGGCAGCACGCCCUGGCGUUGGGUGAGCAGAUGGUAAAAGAGGCAGUUGAGCCCGGCGCGGUCGCGGCCACCGCGCUGAUCAGCGCCUGCGCCCGGGCGGCCGAGUGGCAGCUUGCCUUGAAUCUUUACGAGAAGAAGAGGUGGGAUGCAGCGGCCGUUGUGAACGCCACCAUGAAUGCCUGCGUCAGAGGAUCUUGCUGGCCAUUGUCCUUGCAGCUGCUGCAAAGGAUGGUGAAAGACGGGCUUCAGCCAGAUCUGGUUAGUUUUAACUCCGCCAUCCAUGCCUGUGAAAAGGGUGGGGCCUGGGUCUUGGCCUUGCAGCUCUUGGCACGGCUGGAGGAAGCCCUGCAGCCGGACGUCAUCAGCUUCAACGCUGCGAUGAGCGCCUGCUCCGAGGGCCAGCGUUGGGCCGGCGCGCUGCUUUUGCUCUCCGAGAUGGCGACGAAGCAGGUCAUCCCAGACUUGGUCAGCUUCAAUGCCGCGCUGAAGGCGUCGAAGGCUGCCCAGCUCUGGCCGUUGUCCUUCCAGCUCCUGGGGCAGAUGAUGGCCUGCAAGCUACGACCGAACCUCAUCUCCUUCAACACUGUGCUGGCCGCCUGCGAGCGCUGGGAGCACUCCGUCCAGGUGUUGCAGAGUUUGCGGAGGAGUCAGCUCCAGCCGGACAGGCACAGCUGGACAAGUCUGGUGGCUGCCUACGCACGCGACAGCAAGUGGAUGCAAGCACGAAGCGCUUUGCGUGACGCUCGCUGUCAGCGCUUGCAGCCAGACCUGGUGAGCUUUGGUGCUGCUGCCAGCGCCUGCCGCAGCCAGUGGCGAUUGGCGCUGGCGCUCUUCGCCGAGCUGCAAGAUGCCAGCCUGCAGCCGGAUGAGCGCUUCUGUGGCUCUGUGAUCACGGCAAGUGCUCUGGGCAUGCAGUGGAAGGUGGCAACGAGUCUGCUUCUGGAGAUGCCCAUCAGGCGCCUGGAGCCCAGCGCCGCCAGCGCGGCCCCGGUGCUCUCGGUGCUGCUGGACGCGAAGCAAUGGCAGAGGGCCUUGGAGCUCUUUGGGCAGCUGCCGGACCACGCCAAGGAUGUGCAGAGCUACAGCCAGCUUGUGAUGCUGUGCGAGCAGCGGGACCGUCCGGAGAGGCAAGAAAUGCUGGAGUCGCUGGCCGCCAGCAAGGGCGUGAGCCGCAGCCUCGCCGCCGUGUUGGGCUCGACCUUCUCCCGAAGCCGUGAAGAGGCUUUCGUGCCGCUGAGCGCGGCGUCGGCGUGGCGGCCGUACGUCAAGGAGAUCCGGCUUAUGCAGCAUGUGCUGCAGAAUGCCCAAGAAGGAGACCCGCAAUCCGUGUGUGAUGCGGUCGAAGGCUUCGGCUUGCACGCAAAAGGCAAGGCCUGGUUGAAGGUGGCAGCAGGGCAGAAGGCAGAGGUCUUGGUCGCCGCAGCGCGCGCCGCAGCGGCCGGCUCCAUGCUUGAAAUUGGGACCUACUGUGGUCAUUCUGCCAUCCGCUUGGCAGCGGCCAGACCAGACAUGAAGGUCGUGUCGCUGGAGAUGGAUCCCAUCCACGCCGUGCUUGCUCGGCGCCUCGUGGCCUUCGCUGGUCUGGCGGAGUCCAUCCAGGUUUGGACGGGCCACAGCCGCGACCUUUUGCCUUACUUGGCCGAGAAGUAUGCGGGCUUUGACUUCGUGUUCAUGGACCAGCGAGGCUCUCGCUAUGAGGAGGAUCUGGCGAGCCUGGAGCGGCUUGGGCUUCUGCAGCCCGGGGCAUUGGUCGUGGCUGACAAUGUGCUAAAGCCAGGAGCGCCGGUCUUCCUUUGGCGCGUUUGCAAGGCCCAGGACUACGAAACACAGGUGGUCAGAGUGGCUGAGUUUGCCAUGCCGGUCGAGGACUGGAUGUCGGUGAGCCGGCGCCGCGGGGGAAAUCGAAAUCCGCCCGGGCCGGCUCCGGCGGAUCUGCGGCGGCUGAGCGAGGCCGCGGAUGCAAUGAGGAGCCGUGCCGGGGGCUCAGCGGCUCAGCCUUCCGUAGGCCGAUUCGACUCGGGCGCUGAGAAAGUGACCGAGGUGCAGCGCGGGGCGAUUGCAUGGCAUGAGCUCUUGUGCCAUGUGAGAGAUGGACCAGCACCGCGCUUGGCGGCUCGCGCCGACUUGGGGCCGCAGCAAGGCUUGGGCCGCUUGCUUUCAAGGGCGGAGAGGCCCUGCAAGUUGCAAGUGCCGGAGAUGCAGAGAUGUCGGCUUGACUCCACGGCCAUGCGAGAGCUUCGCAGCGUCCGACUGGAACAGCUGCAUCUUUUAGACUUGGGCGCCAACCGGAACAGGCUGGACAACCAGCUCUCAGCCUCAGAGGCGCUGCUGAUGGCAGCGGCUGCCAGUCAGUCGGGCCUUGGAUGGGCGACAUCCACAAGGUCGAUGAGCCGAUCUGUGUCCGAGCAGUUUCUCCCAAGGAGACGCCAGGCUUGUGACCACAUGCUGCAGAGGUUGGCGCUCACGCAGCCGCAGGCCAAGAGCACGGAGAGAAGUCCAAGCCGCUGGAUCGCAGACAGCCGGGCUCGGAGUGAGGAGCAGCAGCAAGAACCGCAAGGACCGCAAGGACUGGCGCUGCGAACUGCAAAGAGCGCGGUUGGCCUUGAUGCACAGGAGAUGAAGAAGAGGGAUUCCAUCGAGGAGGGGUAG